AAGUUCCCACACAGAGGAGAAGAAAAGAAAGCAGCCCGGCUCCGGAUCAGCAGCUCCACUGAUGAUCACCAGGGAGUAAACGCAGACAUGCAUUCUGUAGGCAGGUCGUGGCUGCUGCUUACAGGCUUCAUCCUCUUUUAUAUCAUCUACCUGCUGUUCGGAGCCCUGGUUUUCUCCAGCAUCGAGCGGCCGGUGGAGGACAAGCUGCGAGAGGACAUGAUAGUCCUGAAGCAGGAGUUCCUGAACCUGAGCUGCGUCAACGCCGCGUCCCUCGAACUCUUUCUGGUCAAAGUGCUGAAGGCCAACAAGUACGGCGUCUCCGUCCUCAGAAACUCCUCCGUCCCUUCAAACUGGGACCUGGCAUCCUCCAUGUUCUUCGCCAACACUCUGGUCACCACAGUCGGUUAUGGUCACACCACUCCUCUGUCGGACACUGGAAAAGCCUUCUCCAUCAUCUAUGCCCUGAUAGGAGUCCCCUUCACCAUGCUGGUGCUCACCGCCUGCGUCCAGAGGCUCAUGUACCCCCUGGUCCUCGCUCCGGUCGGCCUCCUGCAGCGCUCAGGCAUUGAGCCGCGGCCGGCCACCGUCGUCCACUUCGUGUUGCUGCUGGUUCUGGUGGUGUUGUGCUUCUUCGUGGCGCCGGCAGCCGUGUUCAGCACCGUAGAGGUGUCCUGGUCGUUCCUGGAUGGGAUCUACUUCUGUUUCAUCUCGCUGUGCACCAUCGGACUGGGGGAUUUUGUUCCGGGGACACAUCCUGGGCAGAAGUACAGGCCGCUGUACCAGGUCACUGUCAUGGUCUACCUGUUCGUGGGUCUAAUGAUGAUGUACCUCCUGCUGCGCACCUUCCACAAAAUGGCCGACCUGCACGGCCUGACCACCUUCCUGCAGCUGCCGCGCUGUGAGGAGUCUGACCUGGACGAAGACAGGGAGCCCAUUGUGGAGAAUGAACGUCAAAGUCAGAAAGAAAAAGCUGCCAACAAACCCCUGGAGCCGGGAUCUCAGCCCUCGUACAACACCAUCAACAAAGGCUGAGCUGUGGGGAGGCAGAGGGAAGGAAAAGGAGCUCUACCUCUGGCGAACCCCUCGGACCAGCGAUAAAACACCCCGACUGGCGGGCUGAAUCUGAAUUCUUGUCUUCAUUUUUUUUUAUUAUUUCGUCUCCUCCAGUGUCCUUGUUAACAACAACCAGAGGAGCGAGCGUAAUAAUAAUGAGGAAUCAAGAUGAGUUUUAAGAUUCAGCCUUUGUGAGAGGGGCCGCCAUGCAGUUUGAGUGGUUACUGCCACUUUCUGCACAUAUGAAAAGACUGUUCUAACUUGACUACAGCAAACCCGGCUGGGCUAAAAGGCACAGACGUACCUUUUCCUCCUGGACACUGGUGCAACUGUGGUGUGUUCACCGUACAGGCUCGCCUGGUGUUUUUACGGCCUCAGGAUGGCACAUGAAGGGCUCGGACUUGUGAUGGUUGUUUUCAGAUCACGUUUGUCUUUUGCAUGUAUUUUUGUCACGUUGCUUUUUUUUUUUCUGUGCCACAGGUUUGGGGUUGCUAAAUCAGGACUAACAAAUACUGUGUAUAACUGUGCUGAAACUAAAUCUUAGUGCAGAACACAACCUGUGGAUGCACUUGCCUUUUUCAACUUCACCAAAAAAUCUUUUUACACGUUUAACUGCAUUUGUUUUUAUUCAGGUGCAUUGUUCAGCUUUAUAUUUCACACAUGCACAUCAUGGCCAAAACACCUCCAGAUUAUUGACCAAACCAAAAGUCGUAUUUACUUACGUUCACCCCACCUAAAUGCAUUUUUACAAGCAUCAAUGUUCACGAGUGCAGUCGAAUCUGCUCCAACUUUUAGAUCACUUCCUCAAAUAAAGGUCAGAUGUGGACCUGCGUGGAGCAUUUAAAACACCGGGGACAUGAAAUGGAACCAGUUUCAUAUUUAAUUUGAUUUCCUGUGUGAGUGGUAACCUUUGUGUCUGGGUCAGCCUUGAAGAGAACAGAGGAGCGCUGUGUUUGCCUCAGGACUGUCCUCCUUUAUGGUGCUUCCCCCUGGUGUCUACAUGUAUGUAGUGCAUGUUAUCACACCCCCUAGAACAGUAAUGAAUUAGGGUGGAAGGGUUGGAAGAGAGGGACUGAGGAAAAUUACAAUUACAGUAAAUAAAGUGUUUCAUUGUAGUGAUUGAGACAUGAUUCAUUUCAAUGGAAGACCAAAUGUUACUUAUCAAACAACCUGUUCUGUGUGAUUUGAAGUGUACUUUAAUGUUUCUUUUACCACCAAAGUUGAAGUCAGGCUAAUUAUAUCCAGAUACUGUAAAAUAAUUUGUGUGUGUAUGUUAACAUAUUGACAUUGGAUAACCAUAAAUUUAAAAAAAAGGUUUGCUUUGUAUUAUGUUUAACCGUGUCGUCCUCGUCUGAGAUCUUUUGUACAAUAAACUCUGAUGUAAAUGGAAUUUGAA
Messenger RNA from Dicentrarchus labrax (European seabass), 2449 nucleotides. It is a transcript of the gene kcnk6, whose product is annotated as potassium channel, subfamily K, member 6. NCBI's taxonomy places the organism in Eukaryota, Metazoa, Chordata, Actinopteri, Moronidae. The transcript is spliced from 3 exons. Gene Ontology annotation, biological process: potassium ion transmembrane transport; stabilization of membrane potential. Gene Ontology annotation, molecular function: potassium ion leak channel activity. The record is from RefSeq and is a predicted model, not a curated record. Gene Ontology annotation, cellular component: membrane. Bases 88 to 1032 code for a protein of 314 amino acids.